UUGUUUGUCUGAAACUCUCCUCCACUCUCUCUGCUCCCUAAUUUCCAAGAGAAAAGGAAAACACAGAGAAGAAAUCAAGGGGGAUCGAUGGCGGAUCAGCUGACUGACGAUCAGAUCUCUGAGUUCAAGGAGGCCUUCAGCCUUUUCGACAAGGAUGGCGAUGGUUGUAUCACCACAAAGGAGCUUGGCACUGUCAUGAGAUCAUUGGGGCAGAACCCAACUGAGGCAGAGCUCCAGGACAUGAUCAAUGAAGUCGACGCUGAUGGUAAUGGGACCAUUGACUUUCCUGAGUUCUUAAACCUCAUGGCCAGGAAGAUGAAGGACACUGACUCUGAGGAGGAGCUGAAAGAGGCUUUCAGAGUUUUUGACAAGGAUCAGAAUGGCUUCAUUUCCGCUGCGGAGCUCCGCCAUGUGAUGACCAAUCUUGGGGAGAAGCUCACUGAUGAGGAAGUUGAUGAGAUGAUCCGGGAGGCUGAUGUUGAUGGCGAUGGCCAGAUAAAUUACGAGGAGUUCGUCAAGGUGAUGAUGGCUAAGUGAUACUCUUGUCAAAAUCCCAACUCACUUGAGAACCAAAGAAAAGGGAAAAAAAAAAGGGAUGAGGGCUUAAUUUUAAUUUGGGAAUCCUAGCUUCCAUUUUUAUGUUAUGGUUUUUGUAAUCAAGCCUUGAAAGAAAGUAGUAGACUCAUGUUGUGGUCCUUUGACAAUGGUUUGGCAGUUCUUUUUUUUUAAUUUUUUUUAUGCUCCCUUUUAAUUGUUUCA
This is a messenger RNA of Pyrus x bretschneideri (Chinese white pear), 759 nucleotides long. Its product is annotated as calmodulin-7. Gene Ontology annotation, molecular function: calcium ion binding; enzyme regulator activity. NCBI's taxonomy places the organism in Eukaryota, Viridiplantae, Streptophyta, Magnoliopsida, Rosales, Rosaceae. The record is from RefSeq and is a predicted model, not a curated record. The transcript has 2 exons. Bases 88 to 537 code for a protein of 149 amino acids.